Molecule: messenger RNA, 1650 nt
Organism: Rhodofomes roseus
Lineage: Eukaryota; Fungi; Basidiomycota; Agaricomycetes; Polyporales; Fomitopsidaceae
Exons: 7
Coding region: 1-1650 (549 amino acids)
Source: RefSeq, a predicted model, not a curated record
AUGUCGAAGCCUGACCCUCGAGCGACGGCGGCCACCAGACCUAUAACCCGACGUCCCGCUCCGGCGCGCUCAAUGUCUGGGGGUGUGCCGAAAAGCAUUGGACGUCGAGCAUCUGUGUCAGGUCUUGCGCUUACCGGGAACCUCAACCCAGUAUCUGGCCUGCCGAAAGCCCAGAGAUCCUCCAAGACGACCCAGAAACUUGUCGUACUUCCCUCUGAGCCACAGACAAAGCCACUGCCUCCACCGGAAGAAGAGGAAGACGACUUACAUGGAUACGAGACCGAUCGAGGGGUCCGAGACUACAAGAGUGCUGGUGAACGCAUGACCAAGGCGCAGCGGGAGAAGGCUGGGUUUAAGCGCAUCACUGCGUAUUGUGUUGCGGACGAAUUCAAGAUGAAGCUGCUCGCGAGUUUUCUGAAGCGCGAACACAACGUGCAACCGAGAGUUUUCGACGAGGCGAUGUACGUGAUAUACCACCUACCACUGCUUCCUGGGUACGGCCGGCACUCAAAUAUUCGCUCUUCGGCUGCACCCAUCUCUUCGGGCUCGGACGAUCCUUCUUCGUGGUUAUCGGAGGCCGAAGAAGAGGGUUAUCAAGGCACGUAUUUCGACUCUGCGCCAGAGGCCGAUGGCGUACCUUCGCACCACGAUGGCUGGAUGUCGUCCUCGCCUCCUGUUAUAGGUGGCAGCGUGGUAUCUCCUACAUCUUUACUCCCUCCUGGAGAGCCACCCGCAGAAACGAACCCAGUCCCGCCGAGAAAGCAGAGGCGGAAGAGAGACAACAGGAACGAUGAUCAGGCUGAACAUGGGAUGAACGACGAGGAUUACGCCGAGGUCAUAUUCUUCGCAUACGGCGUUGUGGUGUUCUUCGGCUUGUCGGAGCAGCAAGAACGGGGUAUAUUGGAAGACGUGGAGGGUGCAGCCAUCAUGCGGAAGAAGCUCGUAGAGAACGAUUGGGAGGUUGAGGAAUGUCACUAUGCGCAUGAUCCAAAUAUCGCGUAUCCAAGGAUAUACAAUGACUUCUUUACCUUCAAGUCUCACUCGCACCUCCUCAAGCUCUCCGUCGCCCACGCGCUUGCACAGUCCACUCUCCUAGCGCACUAUGAAACGCAUGCAACACGCAUUUUGUCUUCGCCGCGUACCGUAUCCAUCCCCCAACAGCUCGCAUCGACUGGCGUGCUCGCGCUCCCGCGGAAAGAGGCGCUCCGCCUGACAGGCCGGUUAUUCACGCUGCGCCGCGAUGUGAAUCUCGUAAGCAACGUACUGGACGUGCCGGAGCUGUUCUGGAGCGAAGCGAGCCUGAAGGCAUUGUAUGACGCCGUGAGGGAGUACAUGGAGAUCGAUGGACGUGUCAAGGUGUUGAACGAGAAGCUAGCGGUAGCAGAGGAUUUGCUAGGCGCGAUACAUGACCACUUGAACAACAAUGCCAUGGAGCGUAUAACGUGGAUCAUCAUUUGGCUCAUUGUGGUCGCCUGUCUCGUCGAAAGUGGUGAAGUCAUCGCAAGACUUGUUGUCCACGCGACGAUGGGUGGCGCGGAAGCAACUGCUGCCUCGGCAACAUGUACAAACGCCGUUGCCGCGCUGAACACCCUAUCAAAAGAGGAGGCUUUGGUCAUUCUGCAGCGCAUAGCAAACGGAGGUUCGAUGUAA